GAUGAUGAAGAUGACGUUUAUGAAGGCUAUCAGAAGGAUGGAAAUAACGAUAAAGAUUGCCAUGACAAUGAAGAUGACAAUGACGCUGAUGUUGAUGAUGCGGAAAAAUACUGUUUACGAUGUGAUAAUGCCGACGACAAGGAAGAUGAAUGUUGCGAUGACGACGAGUUGCUGAUUGGUGAGUGUGGUACAAGAAGGUCGAGACUGACGUUCUGCUGUUGGACGCAUGUGGCAAUAGCGCAAGUAGACGGUGUCUCGUGUGGUCGCUAG
Molecule: messenger RNA, 270 nt
Organism: Protopolystoma xenopodis
Lineage: Eukaryota; Metazoa; Platyhelminthes; Monogenea; Polystomatidea; Polystomatidae
Source: the annotation of a GenBank genome assembly